AUGGAGCUUUACUCCAUUAAUUAUCUUCAUUAUGGAGCUCCAAAAUACUGGUUUGCCGUACCUCCGGAAGCUGCAACUCGCUUCGAAAGGCUCAUGCGGCAGCAGUUUCCUACAUACGAUCGCCACUGUAAAGCUUUCAUGAGACACAAGAGUUUCUCUGUACUUCCGGCUCUCUUGGAUAUGCACAGGAUUCCAUAUGGGACGAUGAUGCAGCAUCCUAAUGAGUUCAUCAUAACAUUCCCUCAUGGUUAUCAUAUGGGUUUUAAUUUGGGUUACACUAUCGCGGAAAGCACGAACUUCGCUACAGAUCGUUGGAUAGAUUUCGGAAAGAAUGCUGUUCUGUGUAAAUGCCGUUCAGACACCGUAGAAAUUGAUAUGACGCCCUACAUGCAGAAAUAUCGUCGAGAUGAUUUUGAAUGGUACUCUUAUUGGUAUAUGCCUAAGGCAACCCCAUGCUUCGAUAGCGCUCAGUGCAGUAUGUGGAAGCAGAGUUGUGUAGCACAUUUCUUUCGAUGGCAUGAUAUAUCUAGGAAAAAGGAGAAAAGACGAAUAUGGUACCAUUAGACAUACAAGACAUUCAACCUCCUAUAGGAAAAGGCCACGUAGAACCGAUGACGAUUUUACUGGAGGCUCAUCGUCUUCCGACGAGUUCAUCUCCUUACACACGCCGUUGCCUCCGUCGCAGCUGUCCCCAUCUAUUCUGCGAGCUUCUUGGAAAAACAAUAUAUCCUUAUUAUGGGCGAAUGAGUCUGUCAACUUCUUUGCUGAGAAAGCUUUCAACCAGUCUGCUGCUCGUUCGUGGC
Messenger RNA from Cylicocyclus nassatus, 803 nucleotides. The record is from the annotation of a GenBank genome assembly. NCBI's taxonomy places the organism in Eukaryota, Metazoa, Nematoda, Chromadorea, Rhabditida, Strongylidae.